UAUUUUUUUUAUUCAUUCUGUUUGCCUGUCAAGCAGCACACCACUUGGAGAGCUCAGUGUUUCCAAAGCAGCAGCGGAGAUCAGAGCUCGGAGAGAUUCUCCAGUGAGCAGGUUCUACAAACAAGGGGAUUUCUGAAAAGAGACUAGCUGUUUUUUAUUUAAAAGCAUUGUUUCCCCCCCCCCCCCCAUAGGAUUUGAAUAAAAAAAAUAUAUAUUUCUCGGGGAAACUGCUUGAUAGCGUUUAAAAUGUUUUCUUUAUAUAUCUCCUGAUUUAUCUUGCAAUUAUUUCUGUGAGACAUUUUGUUUUAUUUGUUUCUUUCAUUAUUUUAUCUGGGAAUCUUUUUUUCUCAAACAGAAUAAUUUUUAAGAUCUUUCUUUCUCUUUUUUCUAAUUUUUUUUUUUCAACAGAGUUUUUGAAAAUCCCGGAUGAUAAAAUUGCUGAAUUACUUCAGACUAAAGAGAGAACAAGGCUAUGGGAUGUCAUUGAAGAUUUAUUCAUUCAUUCAUUCAUUCAAGAACAAACUUGGACGUGAAACGGAAUUCACCAGCUCAUCAUAACUUGGACUUCUUUUUAUCAAAAAAGGAACCUUUGACAGAUUGUUAUUUUUUUUUAUAAUCUUUCCAGAUUCUUAAAAGUCAAUCCAUAUUGAAUUAUUUGUAUUGGGAGGGGGAACGGAAUUCUGUAGUGUCCAUCAAUAAAAUAAAUUAAUCUUGGACUCUCAAAAUGGACUCUUCCUUUACCGCAAAAAUCUGGACUUACCUCCUAGUGGCUAAUUUGCUAUCACUCUGGACACUGGUCACACUGACUCGCAACUCGAAGGACCAAGCAAUGGACCUGAACGAUUCGUCCAAUCAGACUCUAGCGCCCGAGUACUCUGAGGUCACUCUAGCAACCCCUGGUGGCAGCAACGACCCCACAGUUACGCCCCUCGGCAGCCGUUGCCGCGGCUACUACGAUGUCAUGGGUCAAUGGGACCCUCCGUUUAACUGCAACCUGGGUGUUUACUUGUUCUGCUGUGGGACUUGUGGCUACCGGUUCUGCUGUCAGUUUAGCCCAGACCGCUUGGAUCAAACAGCCUGUUCUAACUACGACACCCCCAACUGGGCUAAUACAGGCAAACCCCCAACGGCAACCAAUGAGUUCCACGAGGACCAGGAUAAAGACAAGACCCACAUGAUCGUUUAUAUCAUCUGUGGAGUGGUCGCUGUGAUGGUGCUGGUGGGGAUCUUUACUAGACUGGGUCUGGAGAAGGUGCAGGGACCCCAGACUGACCUGAACACAACCAGGUGA
Messenger RNA from Polyodon spathula (Mississippi paddlefish), 1291 nucleotides. RefSeq names its product protein shisa-9-like. Gene Ontology annotation, biological process: regulation of short-term neuronal synaptic plasticity; regulation of AMPA receptor activity. Lineage: Eukaryota; Metazoa; Chordata; Actinopteri; Acipenseriformes; Polyodontidae. The transcript has a single exon. Bases 725 to 1291 code for a protein of 188 amino acids. Gene Ontology annotation, cellular component: dendritic spine membrane; postsynaptic density; postsynaptic membrane. The record is from RefSeq and is a predicted model, not a curated record.